This is a messenger RNA of Gloeophyllum trabeum ATCC 11539, 2430 nucleotides long. Its product is annotated as Dihydropteroate synthase. The transcript has 5 exons. Gene Ontology annotation, cellular component: mitochondrial envelope. Gene Ontology annotation, molecular function: 2-amino-4-hydroxy-6-hydroxymethyldihydropteridine diphosphokinase activity; dihydropteroate synthase activity. Bases 1 to 2430 code for a protein of 809 amino acids. Lineage: Eukaryota; Fungi; Basidiomycota; Agaricomycetes; Gloeophyllales; Gloeophyllaceae. The record is from RefSeq and is a predicted model, not a curated record. Gene Ontology annotation, biological process: tetrahydrofolate biosynthetic process.
AUGGCCACCCACAGUCCGAGAGACUUUGUCCGCGUUAACGAUCUGCUGCUUCACGCUCGACUGGAAGACGGGACGCGCUGGCCAUCCCCUCAGGACCCGCAGCCUCAGCCCGUGCUUCUCAGCGUAUCCCUGGUUCAUGAUACCAGGAGGGCGGCAGAAGUCGACUGUGUAAAGGACAACAUAGACUAUGACGCCCUGUCGACCCUGCUACUGUCCAAGUACAGCCAGAGCAUCGCCAUACUGCCGUCCCUUGAAGCUCUAAUCGACAGAAUUGCGGAGACAUGCUUCGAAGCGACGCCAGCGGAAGAACUACAUAUCGUGGCGAAGAAGACAAAGGGUGCCGUAGAUUCGGCUGUCGGCAUCGAAUCCUUGCGAUUCAAGGACGGUCGUUCCUUGUCAGAGGACAGGUAUUUCAUUGAAGGCCUGCAGUGCUCAACCAUCAUCGGGCCGCAACCAUUGGAAAGGAAGGCCACCCUCGGUCUUGAAGCCACUCAAUUUCCGGGAAUUGGCGCAUUCCAUACGCAAUGCAUCGAUUCGGUGACUGUCCGGGCGCAAAAGCCUAAUGCGUUGAUCCAUGCUGAAGCUCCAGAGAUCGAGAUUAGCCAGUCGUUGGCCGACUACCGGCAGGAGAGCGAAUCUAGCGUCAUCGACGCGGAAACGAAAUCAUUGCUCUCACCUUACAGUCCACACGCCACGCUAUCGGGACUGUUGCGACAGGUAGCGCCUGAGCUAUACACUAGAAGCCAAGUUACGCACACUGUUGCUCUCGGAUUAGGUUCCAAUCUCGGAGAGCGAUUUGCCAACAUCGAGUUGGCUUUGCGACUACUGGAGACGCCAGACGUUCUCGAUCCCCAAACCAUCCCGAACCUAGUCGAUAAUCCGCAGAUAUCAAUCACCGACACCAGCUUCAUGUAUGAGACGGCACCCAUGUAUGUCGCGGAUCGACCCAAGUUUAUCAACUGCGCAAGUCUGAUCGAAACCAAUCUCGAGCCUGAAAGCCUUCUCGCGGUGCUUAAGAAGAUCGAACAAGCUGUUGGCCGUGUCCCGUCGACACUGAACGGACCCAAAGCUGUUGACUUAGACAUCCUGACGUACGAUUCGGGAGUUAUCGACACUAAACCCGCCCAAGCGAAGGGUGAUCUGAGCAAUCUCGAAGGUCAUUUCAUUCUCCACCCUCGCAUCGCGGAACGGGAAUUUGUCCUGCGACCGCUUGCAGAUAUGAUACCAGACUAUAAAUUGCCGACGUCCACCAAAUCGAUCGCACGGUUGCUCAAGGAGCUGGAAGCCUCCAGUCGUGAGGAUGCUGCUCACAUGUAUAAAGUUAUACCAUUCCCCAGGUACGCGGGCUCCGACACCGAACCGCCCACUUCCUCGUCUUCAGAUGGAGUGAAGCUACCGGCGGUCCCGGCCACGGAGAGGUCUUGGAAGUACCCGUCCACGUAUAGUCCAGGCUCCAAAUUGGGUCGCAGCAAGACUUACAUUAUGGCGAUAUUAAAUGCGACUCCUGAUUCAUUCUCUGACGGAGACACGCAUAAUACGCCCGAGGCCGCAUUGAAGUAUGCAAUGUCGUCCGUUCAAGCUGGAAUGGAUAUCUUGGAUAUAAAGGGAUACUCUGCUAAGCCCAACGCUCCCUUCGUCUCCCCACAAGAGGAGAUUGACCGCGUUCUUCCUGCAAUACGCGCCGUGCGGUCUGUGAACGCAGGAGCGGCAGAUGGAAAUGCCGAUGACUUCGAGAACCUUCGGAACGCACUGGUCAGCAUUGACACCUUCCGCCCCGAUGUUGCAGAGGUCGCUAUUCGUGCAGGUGCUAACUGCAUAAACGACGUUUACGCUUUCGUCGGUCAAGAAUACCCCGUGAAAGAAUCAUCGGCAGAGCAUUUCCUGAGAAUGCGAAAACUUGCGAGGAACUUAGCGGUACCGGUGGUUCUUGUGCAUUCCGCAGGCGAUUCGGGGAACAAGAAGGACUACUCCGACUACGACUACGCGCAUGAUCACAAGGUACUCGAAGGAAUUCGGGUCGAAUUGGGCGAGAAGGUAGAGGCGGCUGUGAGAGGCAAGGGUGGGCUGCGCCGCUGGAUGGUCAUAGUGGACCCUGGAGUUGCGUUCAGCAAAAGUUGGGAAGAAGAUCUGGCGAUCCUGAGGAAUUAUGCCAACAUCGUCUCCGAGUAUCGUGGUCGACGGGAGCGGAACCCCCUCGCUGGCUAUCCACUAUUGAUAGGAACGUCCAGGAAAGGGGUCCUAGGACAUGUGCUGGAGCAACCGGACCGAGAUGGAGCGCACCCCGGACGACAAACCACCCCUGGGGAAAGAGAUUGGGCCACGGCAGCGGCAGUGAGCAGUGCUGUGCUGCAGGGAGCAAUCGCGGUGAGAGCGCAUAACGUGCAGGGAAUAGCGGAAGUAUUCCGGGUUGCGGAUGCGCUCUGGAAGUGA